AUGCGGCAUCCGGAUCAACUCAACCACCUUGUCGACCAAACCACCAAGCCUGCCGUGCACCUCAAAACUCGAAACUCUUACCCUACCGGAAGUCCUUACUUCAAUCCCAGACCCGUCGUCCCAAUUCCUCGCCGCAUGACCGAGUCACAAACCAUUUCGCCAGUAACCCCCCAACACGACGGGAACACAGCAGAGCCGAUGGACUCUACAAUUGACACCGAUAUGGUUUUACGGCAGAACUUAGAGCAUUGGCAGCAAAUGGCCCCACCACCCCCACCUCCUCCUCCGGGACUACAGACACCUAUGGGAAUCUCGGUAGCUUCCGGGUCCUUAGACGCACAAUUAGCGGAAAGUCAAUCGCCGGAACUGCUCACACCGAAAAACGCUCAGGCGCCAAAAGGAGGAGCAAGGGCUAGAGCUAGAGGUGGCUCUGGGAGGGGCACCCGGCGUAGGAAGACUGGCAACGUCCCCGUUAAGGAUGAGAGUGAUGGUGCGUCAUCGGAAGAGUUUACAAUGGAAGGCGUCAAGACAAAGUCUGGGAGAAAGGUACAUAGGCCAGCGCACUUUAAUCCCGCGCAGAAGCAACCGUCCCGACGCCGCGGGCCGUACCGUCGCAUUCACGAUGCACGAAUAUGCAAAAUCUGCCAGCGUGGCCAUUCACCGCAAUCUAACAUGAUUGUCUUCUGCGAUGGGUGUAACACUCCAUACCACCAGCUCUGUCACGACCCGCCAAUCGACGACCUGGUGAUAGCUGUUGCUGAGGCGGAGUGGUUUUGCACGAGUUGUAGUAAAAAGCGAGAGGAGCGACCCUUAUCCACCGGCCUUAGUGGGCAGAACCUCACGGAGGACGAGAAGAGGACGUAUCUUGCUUCGUUACCACUGUCAAGUCUUGUGGAGCUCAUAUUUUUCUGCGAAAAGACGCAUCCAGACUUGCCCUUGUACGAUCCAAAAACAAAGUCCAUUGUAGCCAAUAUCAAGACGGCGAGCGUAACAGCAGUAGGGAAAGACGGGGAUGAGGAGACACCGGGUAUUAAUGGGGAUAGCGCACCCGGGGAAGUAGAAGGUGGGGAACCCAUGACACUUACCGGAGUACCGAAUUGGGAGGACAUGAUCACAAUCUUCGAGUGGUUAAGCAAUAAUUACCCCGCCCUCGAGGACCGUGAUAUACGUUCCGAAGCACAGGGGUCCCUGCAAUCGGCGCUAAGGAAGAGCCGCCUACUCAGAGAAGGACACUCAUACAAAGUCAAUCCAGAAUACAUAUCCAACAAGUCAUUCGCACCGUCUCAAACGGAUAACAUCCCAGUGAUAUCCCCCGGCUCAGGAAUAAAGUUACCCCCGGAAACCGAGGACACAGACGGCCUCCUGGUGGACGACGAUCUAGUAGCCUUUAGCCACCGCUUCAACGAAACCGCCAUUUCGCACCGCACUGGGGCAGGUGUUGGCGGUGACGACGACGUGAUGGGCGGGAUCGGCGACGACGACGACGGCGGGGGUAUAUUGGGCAUCGGCAACAUAAACGGCGUUCAGGACACAGAUGACGGCAAUGAGGAUGCGCCAGGGGAACCUGAUGCUGAGGCGGUACCUGCGCCUGUAGUCAUGGGAUAGGUUUCCCAAUCACUUUUGUAUUCUAGCAUAUUACGGGUAUGACCAGGCUUCCAUAAUAGAGCACUCGCUUACUGUACUGUAA
Tuber melanosporum (Perigord truffle) is the source of this 1687-nucleotide messenger RNA. RefSeq lists its product as uncharacterized. Gene Ontology annotation, molecular function: chromatin binding; DNA binding. Gene Ontology annotation, biological process: chromatin organization; regulation of DNA-templated transcription. The coding region runs from base 1 to 1605 and encodes 534 amino acids. NCBI's taxonomy places the organism in Eukaryota, Fungi, Ascomycota, Pezizomycetes, Pezizales, Tuberaceae. The transcript is spliced from 6 exons. Gene Ontology annotation, cellular component: nucleus. The record is from RefSeq and is a predicted model, not a curated record.